CAACAGACAAAGCACUCAACCACACAAGCAUGGCCAGGGUCGCAGCAUUCUCCAAUAGCUUCUGGGGCUUCGAUGACUCCGGCGUCACUGCGCUCGUCGGCCGCAUGUCAGACGCCAAGGCGACCAACGAAGAACUCCGGCACUUCUUUCGCGAGCGCGCCUUGAUCGAGGAAGAGUACGCAAAGCGGCUCCAGAAGCUCGCCAAAGUCUCUCUCGGCGAGCACGAGUCUGGCACAGUGAAGGCCUCGAUCGACGUGCUCAAGCACGAAGCCGCACACUCGGCGAACCAACACACAGCCGCUGCACAGCAACUGUCACAGGAAGUCGAGACAUUCUUCUCCACCAUGGCCGCAUCCAUCAGAGAACGGCGGAAGCAAACGCAAAGCAGCGUCGAGCGCGUAUUUCGGCUCAAGCUACAACAGCAAGCCGAAGUGAAGCGGACAAAGGAGCGGUAUGAGACGGAUUGCGUCAAGGUGAACGGCUACCUAGCGCAGCAAAAUCUCCUUCUCGGCAGAGAGCUCGAGAAGAAUAAUGCCAAGCUGGAGAAGGUCCAGUCAACCCUGCACAUCAGCCAAGCAGACUACAACAAUGCCACACGAGCGCUGCAGGAGACUGUGUCGAAAUGGAUCAACGAGUGGAGGGAUGCCUGUGACAAAUUCCAAGAUUUGGAGGAGGAACGGCUCGAUGCAGUCAAGAGCGGCUUGUGGACAUAUGCCAACAUUGUUUCUCAGGUUUGCGUAACGGACGAUGAAUCUUGCGAGAAGUUGCGAGUCUCGCUCGAAUCAUGCGAUACAAGGGCGGACAUUCAAGCCUUCAUCGAGAAGAAGAAGACUGGCAACGAGAUUGUGCAUCCGCCAGAAAUCAAGAGCUUCCAGGAUGGCUACGACCAGCCAGCCCAA
Protomyces lactucae-debilis is the source of this 899-nucleotide messenger RNA. RefSeq lists its product as uncharacterized. The record is from RefSeq and is a predicted model, not a curated record. Gene Ontology annotation, cellular component: mitotic actomyosin contractile ring, proximal layer; cell division site; plasma membrane. The transcript is spliced from 2 exons. Lineage: Eukaryota; Fungi; Ascomycota; Taphrinomycetes; Taphrinales; Protomycetaceae. Gene Ontology annotation, molecular function: phospholipid binding. The annotation marks the transcript as partial. Gene Ontology annotation, biological process: cytoskeleton organization.